AUGCCUCCGGCACCUCCCCUGCGGCAGAUUUCCGCCCCCGAGGGACAGAACAUUGGCAAAUUUCGAGCCCUUCGCGUGACGAUGAACACCGCUGCUGCGAUGCGAAGCGGCAAGACGAUCCCGGUUUUCAAGGGGACUCUUGGAUACUACAUCCAGGAUAUGAGCGAUAGCGAUACCCACAUUAUGGCCCAGCUGAUCAACCACAAUGGCCAGCGAGCUAUUUUCUCCAUUCCUCGCAACGCAUGCAGUUUCGGCGCUCUUCACGAGGAGUUCCGGGUCGACUUUCCCGCGGCUCAGUUCAGUCAGUCCACCAUUCCGCACGGAGGUGCUCGCAACAGCAGCAUUGCAGGCAAGGCGAUCAUGCAGUUCUGGAUGAAUUUCAAGGAAAACUUGCCUGUGUUGGCGGGACUCGGCCUCAAGCAUAUCGACAAGCUCGGCGAGAUCCUCAACGACCAAUCUAGUUUUCUCAAGGCGAUGGACUGUAUUCUUGGCGGGCUCUCGGACGAUGCCUGGGACAAGAUAAAGGAAGGGGGUGACAUCCGAGCUCUCCUGAGCAUGAAGCAUGUCCGCCAGACCUAUCCUGGUUACUCCCCCAAGCAGGAGAUCAUUUACCUUCGUCUUGCUGUGAACGACCUAACGCCGAGCCCGGACGAGACCGACUUUGGAAAGUAUGGAGGAGGCACGCGCCGCAACCCGCACGACUGCAAUCUGCAGCACGAAGAGGCUAUGACGGGUCACUUUUCCGCCGUCCCUCACUACUCUAUCGCCAACAAGUACCGCUAUCGCAUCAUGAUCCCCAUGAUCAAACUGAUGGACGUCCCCGAUUUCAUCGUCGCCAUGGCAGAGACGACGAUCUGCGCUUUGUUCCGAACUUGGCACGCUGCUGUCUGCUACGCCCGUGAAGACAUCAACAAUGGCAUUGGCGCUGCGACUGUCAAUCAUCGCCUCAUGGCUACCCUUUUGCGCGAGCUGGGCGAUCAAGCGCUGACGAAGGUCGGCUUCCCUCUUUAUCGUGGCAAGGGCUGCAACUACUCGAUUCCUCUUGAAGAGCUGCCGCAGCAGAAACGUGACUGGAUACGCUACGACGUCACCAACGAAGCCGGCGAGGAGAUGUUUGUGUAUCGCUGCACAACCGCCAUUGCGAACCUCCCUAACGCGAGCAAGAAACGAAAUGACCUAGGUCUCAGACUCAGAUUUACUCGCUUCAAAGAGAUCAAGUUGGCAGACGGCAAAGUCUACAACUCGCAGGGCCUUGGUCUGUCUAUCACGGCCAACUUGGAUCACCUGAGAGAGUCGCUCAAUCUUCGCCAUGGGCAGCCCGUUUUGGUGUCCAUUGAGCGGAUGAAGAAUGGGAAGCGCCAUCCCGUUCCUUGGUACCGUCACCCUUACCACGGCGCAUUCAACAACACUGAGGAGCUUCACACAUUCGGGAUUCGGGUCGAGAUAAUGAACGAAGCCACGAAGCAGUGGUUUUCGAUCCCGAUUCAAUGCAAUUCAUUGUACAAGAUCUACGACCCCAAUGCUAGCUUGGAACACAUUGUUCGGAAGGACGAGAAGCUGAAGGCCUACGUCGUUGACAAGAGGGUUACAACCUCUUGGCGCAUGGCCACUCACAUUCUGCAAUUUCUUGACAAUCGUCGUUAUCAAGAUGCGCCCGUCUAUCUCUGCCCGCAUCUCGGCUGUGACGUAGUCGGCGUCAGCAUGGAUCACGAGCGCCAACGUGUCUUUUUCAGCCCUGUCCCCGAGCAAGUUGUGGAGGCCCCCAAGCCCGUCACAUUCAAGGACAAUUUUGUCAAGCUGGCUGUCGAUUACCCCGGUGUUCCUUUUGGGCCUCAACCUCCCAAUGAGUGGUUCAGAAACGGAGGUCGGAACCUCAACAGCCCGGCUUGCAUUCCAUGCUGGACUCAGCGAGGGGACCGCAACAUCCGUAAGAAUGGCUGCCCUCAACGCCGUCCAGUUCCCAUUCCCGCGACCGAGAGCCCGGGCGGAGAGGACAUAUCGACCGACACCUGCGACAUUUGCUGGACCUUCUAUCGCAGCCCUUGUUCUUGGGUUCAGUUCCACGUCGGUCAUGUACAAGAGGGACUUGCAGGACUUAUUCUUGACGACAAGAAGUUCGAUGGACUCUUUCCCAAGCGGUUCGUCAAGCACGCCCCUGAGCCGAUCGCCCCUCCCAUGAACCUGGAGGAGUACUUCGCCAUCGCGGACGAGAUUGCUGUCCGGGAAGACGCGCUGGAAGACGAUGACGACCUUGACGUCAAUGACGAGAUGUAG
This is a messenger RNA of Colletotrichum karsti, 2274 nucleotides long. RefSeq lists its product as uncharacterized. The record is from RefSeq and is a predicted model, not a curated record. Bases 1 to 2274 code for a protein of 757 amino acids. The transcript is spliced from 3 exons. Lineage: Eukaryota; Fungi; Ascomycota; Sordariomycetes; Glomerellales; Glomerellaceae.